Cyanistes caeruleus (blue tit) is the source of this 1145-nucleotide messenger RNA. The record is from RefSeq and is a predicted model, not a curated record. Lineage: Eukaryota; Metazoa; Chordata; Aves; Passeriformes; Paridae.
AUACUUUCCUACAAUAAUAUAGUGGGAUAAUUUUGCAGGUUGGGGAUGGAAUUUUUGUGCUUUUCUAUAAUAAUUUAGUGGAAUAUUUUUGCAGGGGAGGGAGGUUUCUGGUACUUUCUAUAAUAAUUUAGUGGGAUAUUUUUGCAGAGUCGGGAUGGAUUUCCGGCACUUUCCUACAAUAAUUUAGUGGGAUAAUUUUGCAGGAUGGGGAUGGAUUUUUUGCGCUUUCCUAUAACAAUUUAGCGGGAUAUUUUUGCAGGGGAAAGACGGGUUUCUGGUAGUUCCCAAUGAUAAUUUAGCGGGAUUUGGGGGGUUCUUUGCCCCGUGCAGAUUACAGGGUGUACGCCGCGGGCGGGAUGGGCUCGGACCUGCGGCCCCACAACUUCCUGCAGCACUAUGACGUGCUCAAGGACAUCUGGGUGUCCCUGGCUGCCAUGCCCACGCCCCGCUACGCGGCCACGUCCGUCCUGAGGGGCACCAAGAUCUACGUGCUUGGGGGAAGGCAAUCCAAGUACGCUAUCAACGCCUUCGAGGUCUUCGACACGGACACCCGGUCGUGGACCAAAUUCCCCAGCAUUCCUAACAAAAGGGCCUUCUCCAGCUUCGUGGCCACCGAGGAAAAGCUCUUCAGCCUCGGGGGGCUGCGCCAGGGCCGGCUCUACCGGCAGCCCAAGUUCAUGAGGACGGUGGAUGUAUUCGAUCUCGAGCAAGGUGGGUGGAUGAAGAUGGAGCGCUCCUGCUACCUGAAGAAAAGGCGAGCAGACUUCGUGGCCGGCUACCUGCGAGGCAGAGUUGUCGUGGCUGGGGGCUUGGGGAAUCAGCCGACGGUGCUGGAGUCGGCAGAGGCUUUCCACCCGGAGAAGAACAAGUGGGAGAGCCUCCCCCCCAUGCCCACCCCGCGCUGCGCCUGCUCCAGCAUCGCGCUGCGGGACUGCCUGCUGGCCGUGGGCGGCGUCAGCCAGGGGCUCAGCACGGCCGUGGAGGCCCUGUGCCUGUCCGAUUCCUGAUCCCACCUGGAACAGAUCCCUGUGCCUGUCCCAUUCCAAUCUCCACAUUUCCAUGGGGACAUCUGGAGCUGGCCUGGCUCUGCGCAUUUCCAUGGGGACAUCUGGAGCUGGCCUGGCUCUCCACAUCUCCAUGGGGAC